Messenger RNA from Punctularia strigosozonata HHB-11173 SS5, 1179 nucleotides. RefSeq lists its product as uncharacterized. The record is from RefSeq and is a predicted model, not a curated record. Lineage: Eukaryota; Fungi; Basidiomycota; Agaricomycetes; Corticiales; Punctulariaceae. The transcript has 2 exons. Bases 1 to 1179 code for a protein of 392 amino acids.
AUGAACCUACCGACACUUCUCGAAAAUGUCGAUAUGGACGCUGUACCAGAUAUGCACGAAGCACCCGAACCCGCGGUCAUGGACGCUGAUCACUCGGCUGGGCCGCAGGGAUUCGCGUCGGCCUUUUCAUUCCAGUCCAUGGGUGGACCAUCGAACUACUUCGGUCUUGAACCACCUUACACUGAUGCGUGGGCGAGCUUUGGUCAGGCCGAUCUUCGUCCUCGCGUUGAAGAGAUCCUUGACGAAGAGAUGGUGGAAGAGAUGCUCUUCUCCGAAUCUGCCGCUCCCCUAACAGCAUCGGGUGGCUCAGGAGAGCCGAAUAUCAAUGACGUCGAGAUGGAUACUCACGCUCCCGAGUCGGGAAACGACGGGUUCGCGGCGUUUACGAGUACGACCACUUCUUAUCCGACAGCUGGUUCGACCUCUUUCGAUUCCUUCUUUCCCAUUUCUACCAAUACCUUCUUACCUCCGUCCUCUACUUCCUUCUCCACGCCAACCUCCAUCACGAUCAAUGUGUUCGCGAGCUAUACGCGCCCAAAGCCACUCGCAGAAGAUAGGUCGAUGGAGGAUAUUACCAUUCCGCAGUCGCGUCGGCAGGUGCAUGAGGGACCGAGGCCGUCAGAAACGCCUUUUCCCUCUUCGCCUGGUGAUGAGUGGCAGGAUUACAUUUACAACUAUCAGAGGGUGUCGCCUCCGCGCGAGUUGAAUUCGCUAUGGUUCGGUUUGUCCGCGUCGGAGCGCCCAAAAGGUUACGGCCUGCCGGGCGCGGAUCCUGACCAGGAAGCAUCCCUCGCAGCUCGUGUGGAGCUCGAGAGACAGCAUGAGGAGUAUGAGAGGUGCCAAGAAGAGCUCGCCGCACAGGCCAAGGCUCACGCCGACGAGCGUAAGACAGCUAGGAAGUCCCACAAGCGCAAAACGCGCGACAGCGAGAAGCGAGCGCGGAGAGAAGAGCUUGCUGCUUACGCGGCUCGUCGUUCACGAGUUCGGAGGAACACAAGACGUGUAUUGCCGUCUGGUCUUGAUUUCGCGCAGCCGGCGUGGUCAUGCAUGGAUGGGCGAGUCAGGGAAGGCGGGCCAGUGCGGUCGUCCGUGGGCCCUGCGCGCAACGUCAGGAAGGUCGUUCGUUGGGCGUCUAGCGUCAUGAGUCGCGGUGAAUGGCGGAGCUGGGUGGCGCCUUAG